CAUCGCCACCUUCGCACUCGUCGUAGUCGGGUCCUCCGCGGCACGUAUCAAUCGCCAGGAGUCUGCCGACGACAGAUUACCGCGAAUCCGUCGAGGCGCGAGUGUCGCGUAAGGACAGAGUCGGGUGGUGGACCCGUCAUCCCCGCUCGUGCGACCAUGAAGGUCCUGCGGGCGCGAAGCGCGCCGACGAGAUAGUCUACGAGGAAGCUGGCUCGCUCGCGGGAAUCUCUCGGUUCACUUCCGAGAGUGGGACAAUUACUCUCGUUCGAGAGGGAAAAAGCGGGUAGAUCGAUAGGCGGCCAGCUGGUGUGCGUGUUCGCAGCCGUUUUCGUAGCCAGUCGGUGUGACCGCGCGGGGUGCGGUCCAGGAUGGUGAAGGCACCGAGCGUGGCACCCGCCGGUGGUCCGGCGGGUGUCAGGAGGAUCCAUCCCGGUCCCGAAAUUGCCAUGAACCCGAGGAAUCUGCCCACGGCAUCCGCGAGCAUGCCGCCUGCUAUGCGAGGAGAUGCCAACGCUGUCGGCAGAACGACACCCGUUUAUUAUCCUCAGGUGGACGUCUCGACGCAGGUAGACCUCCACAGCGGCUUCGGCGGUCCUGGUGGCGUUAUGGACUCCUGGGAUCGUCGCGCGACGCCGUUGUACUCGCGCGAGGACAUCAAAGAGCAAUACUGCAUCACCAGCCGGCAACUGGACGCCGUCGAGAAGUCCGGCGGCGGUUUCUUCGGAUGCCUGUCCACGAGGGGACCGUCGCCGUGCAGCUCCACCAGGAAUUCCAUCCUGUCGGCGUGCGUGCGUAGCGUUCCCAGCGACGAGAACCUCUGUGACGCGCCCUAUCCCCGAAGGCCCCUCCAAAUUAUGUACCGUCAGCCUUAUCCGACCUAUUCCCGCGGUCUAUCGCGGUACGACCUUGAGGACGAGGCGGACUGGAUCGAGAGUUCCUACUUUAGACGGCGCCCAAGAUCGUUUUGCACCGUACCCGAUCCGAAGAGGUACACUUGGGUCCCAGAGGACGAAGAAUCCAUGAAAUUGGAAGGUCCACGACCAGUAUUACCACCAGUAGUACCUCCUCCUCUUGCCUCCAUGACAACGAUGCAAAUAUCGCAAGUUCCAAAAGCGAAGCACGUGAGCUUCGCAAGAUCGCACACGCUUACAUCGUUUGAAGUCCCAAGGAACAUAAGCCCUCCGAGGCCACAUAAUCCGGAACGUCUUAUAGACUCGCAGCCGACUAUGCAGAAUACUAUACUGCCUUCGUCCUUGCCCUUAGCUCAUCCUUAUCCUGGUGUUGAGCCACGUGUUCUCGUACUUGAGAAACAACCUAAACGCGGUGCCAUGAAGACUCAGGCGACGCAAACCGAGCUCCCGCCAAUGUUUCGCGGUCGUAUACUUCCGGUGACUCUCAGUCCAAGAACCAUCCAUCGUGUCAAGAUGGUUUCGCAAGGUGCUCAAACUAAUGGUGUUUUCAACGGUAGAAAAUUAACCAAAAGUUACUCGGAAGCUGGACAGUUAGGAACGCCGCUUGGUGGCCAGGCUGGUGCGCCAGCGAAAGAGGAAACUGAACACGAGCCGCUCCAUAGAACUCAAAGUGAAGAGCCACCAAGGUCACCCUUUCUUAUUUCAACAACACCACCACCUAUUCGCUCUAUCACCACCACCGUUGUCGUUGAAGAAACUUUGCCAAAUGGAGACAUCGCAAUUGUUCCUAUUGGCGUUUGUAAUCAACAUCGUAAAUCCCUCGAUAUAGACGAUCAGGAGAUUUUUAUAAAUUUCAAACCGGCACCGGUGUCGCCUGAUGCUCGCGCGCUUCUUAGCCGGAUCUCCGAGCCCUCUCGUCGAUUCCUUCCUCUCCAGAAGACCUUCUCCGAUGGCGAAAUUCGUGUCGAGAGACGUGAACUUAUUGGAGAAAGUAGCGAGCCGAGUUAUCCUCACACUUGCAGAAGGAAUCAGCAGGAUUCUUGGGGCAGAACUGUCAGAACACCCGUCCAAUUUUCCUCGACACCCGAGGAUCUAUCUUUGUUGCGAAGCCUCUCGCCUCACGAGGAUCAUCACGAAGAGGAAUUCCAUGAAAAUCUAAUACGUCGGGGUCUCUUUCGAAAAAGAAGCGUAUCCCUUGAAGAUGGUGUACAAGGUUUAUCAUCAGAUGAUUUUAUGCUUCCUAGGUCACUUCCAACUUCCCCUACAUCGCCAACUGCAGCAGCAACAACACGAAGAAUUUCGCAGACCCCGAAGGACGAUUCGUUGCCCACCUGCGCCUUACUGCACGCUGCAGUCUAUCCGCCUGCUUUUAGUACUGGGACCGGCGUCGCCGGUACUAGUAUCGUCGGCCAGGUGACUUCACCGUUUGCCUCCAGUGAUUCUUUAACGAAUGACGUGACCAGGGACCACAGCGACGGAAUAUGGAACGAGUCGCAAGCGACAGUUCUUCAAGCUGAUUCGUUAGCUCUACUGACACCAUCCUCGAGGAGAAGACAUCUCCUGCUUUUGCAACAUCAGCAACGUUCCUCGAUGGAUACCGAGGCUCUGGACGUGGAAGACGAGGUGGAACCUUGCCCGCCGAGUCCGAGAAUACGUCUGGAACCAGCCACUCCGGUGCAACCCCUCACACCAAGACGGUCUUACAGAAUACAAGAUCUGUUACCAGUACAGUUUCAACAAAUUUACUACAAUGAUGUAUCCACAGCAGCACAUUUUUAUGCGUACGAUAUUAUCGAAUCAUCUAUUUCUGCAAGUAACAGCCGACCGAGAAGUGGAUUACGCCGCGCGAGUCCAGGUCCGCCGUUGUCUCAACCCCAGUCGCAGUCGUCGAGCGAGUUCGGUUUGAGCCUAGCGAGGACCGACUCGGGCGGACGCACGAACACCGAUAUUUCCGAGACCUCCGAGGAUUAUGUCACUGCCAAUACUUCUACGGAAACCGGGACCACUACAGGCACGUCCGCCACGACCAGUUCCUGGUCGAGGCCACCGCAGACGUCCAGUGCCGCGGCGUCGGCGCCCGCUUCGACCACCGCGACCGCCGCCGAAGGCAGCUCCUUCGAAAGCGCAAGCUCAAUUUACAGCCUGGCGAGGAGCGAGGCUGUUAUCGAGGAGCCGUGUAGUCCGCCACCAAUUUUAGAAGAAGCGGAAAUUGCAUUUGGAUUAGAACUACCUCCACCGGCAAUGAGGUCUAGUAGCAGCAGUAGUUCAGGUAGCUACGACCUAAAGGACGCGAUGACGGACCUGAAUAAUGAUUUAGAGCAAGUCGCUCCACGCAGUGGACAUACCUCAGAGACUGAAUUGGAUCGAGAUGAGGGUCAUCGAUCGUCGUCCGGAGGUUACGCCGAGUCGCCACCUGACGUUCGCAUGUGGAGCGAAGAGGAACGUCGUCGAAAGAAGAAAACUUUUAGCUUAGACUUCCUCGGAGGAACAUCGAGCAACGUAGAACUGGAGCACUCCGCGGAGCCGGUAUAUCCGGAGAACGUCGAGGUCAGCCCGACUCCUAGCCAUCGUCACAGAUCGCGCAGCAAGCCAACGUCGGCUCGGAGUCCUCAUCGGAAUAAUAGAAAACGGGACUCCGUGCAACAGUCGACGCAAAUGCAGCAACAACAAGUGCUCAGAAGUCCACAAAAGGAGGAAUGGAGAAUAGAGCAAGCCGAGGAUGGUCCACACGCGCCGACGUCCGAUGAUUCAAGCUGCAGUCAUCAUUAUCAUAUGCAUCAUCAUCACCAUCAUCACAUGCAUCGGGAAGGUGCAGAGAACGCGAGACAUCGUCGGACCAGGGAAAGCCCAAGAAGAAAGACCAGUGGCUAUAUUUCUACCAGAAGACGCAGCAAUGAGGAUAAAAACGCGGCUAUAACGGGCAGUUUACCGCGAAGAAAGUCCCGUGUCGCGGACGACAUAGUUUGUUCUAGUCGCUUGAGUCCUGGACGUUAUCAGCGUAGUCCAGGGCACAAUGGUCAGCGAGCGCUCGUCAUAGAAGCACAAAGUCCGGAGGCGAGACUGAAAGCACUGUCGGCGGAAUCGUUGAGAUCCGUCAGUCCGGGCAGCGACAGUGUCUUUUAUAGCGAAAGCGCCGAUCAGCCUUGCAUCUCCGUUGCCGCUUUGGACGCUGCGCACUGUCAUCAUUGUGGCAGAGAGGUGCCGGAAGAGAUCGUUCGACCACCGGCAGGUUUUGCGGACUCCCCAGAAGGACACAGAACAUCUUCCAAGCACGUUACAGGACAUCGGUUGUACAAGAAGUUCGACAAGAGGUACAGAUCGGAAGAUCGAGGAGACCGUAGACAUCGCCGUAGCAGUGCCGGUAGAUCGGAUAUUCGGGCUAAAUCGGAAGAAAGAGCCACUCCCCGACCAGGAAGUAGAGGUUCAAUCGAUGACAUGGGCAGGAGAAGGUUGCAAGCUCGAAGUACUGACGCUAGUAUGGAAAUUCUUACAGGAAGAGAAGAUGAGGAUACUUAUGUAGAACCGUACUUAAGUAGCGAAUGGAUUUAUAUCGGGGAUCUCGAGGAAAGUCACGUAUGGAAAAGGCCUGACAGCAGAGAUGGUGACGACGAAGAUAGUAUCCAUAAGGAGCGACGGGAUUCUCAAGAAUCUACGGAGAGCGAGAAGAAUUUUAAGAAGAGAUAUCAAGCAGCCACGCAUAGGAUGGUACAUCGAAAAAGCAGCGGUGAAAUGUACAAGAGGAUACAAACGAAAUGUUUCGAAAGCGACAAGAGGGUAGUUGUGAAACGCGAAGCUGGCGGCGAAUUUGGAUUCCGUAUUCAUGGCUCGAAGCCCGUGGUAGUUUCCGCGAUCGAGCCAGACACGCCCGCGGAGAGUUCCGGUCUCGAGGUUGGCGACAUCAUCAUGUCGGUGAACGGCAGAAGCGUUAUGGACGCCACGCACUCGGAGGUCGUAAGACUGGCGCACUCCGGUACGGAUGUUCUGGAAUUAGAAGUCGCAAGAACUUGCAACGUGUUGGCGCCGCGUGUUGCACGCACCGGAGCGAAGGAGAGCGUUGAAGAAGCACCACUCUACUCGGGAUACUUAUGGAGAAAAUCCACAUCGUCGAGUACGGAAAAAUGGGUUCGACGAUGGUUCGCUCUUCGUCGUGACAACUGCCUGUAUUGUUAUAAGACUGACGCGGAUUCGCAACCGGUGGGAGCGGUAAUGCUUCUCAAGUACGAUGUGGAGCAGACGCCUGAAUUGAGAGUGCACGGUUUCGCGAUAAAGAAAAAAGGUGCUCCAACACUACGAUUGGCGGCCGAUACCGAAGAAGCGGCAGCUCGAUGGAUUACGGUUAUUCGCGAAGCUGUCGAGAGGAACAAUCAGAUUGACACUUGGCUGGACUCUUCGCUAAGAAUGAGAGAGAUGGCUGCGUGCGCUAUUCAGAGGCCAGAUUGUUUCGGGUAUUUGAACAAACAACAGGAACACGCACGGAAAACGUCCUCGCCCACCGGUUGGUCCAGGCGAUAUUGCGUGCUGAAGGACGCCGCACUAUAUUUCUAUGAUGACGCCAACGCCGACAAAGCAUUUGGCGUGGCGUGUCUACACGGCUUCAGGGUACAUAGCAGCGCUCCGAGUUCCGGCGGCAGGAAGCACGCUUUUGAGUUGCAACCACCGGAUCCCACGCAAAGAAGUUAUAUCUUCGCUAGCGAAUCAGAAAUGGAUAAAAAACGGUGGUUGGCCGCCCUUGAAUACUCGAUUGAUCGGUGGAUAAAAAUAGGUUGAUGCGAAACAAUCCGCCCUACGAUGAAUCCAACGAGUCGCAGUAGCGAAGAUCGUCCAAGGAAAUCCUCGUCCGUAUCCGUUUCCGGUUCCUAACACGUUGUGGAUUAUCCGCGACGAUCGCCGUUGUUACCUCGACGAUCACCACACGCUCGUGGAUGUUUGCCAAGAUUCUUUCAUUUCAACAACAUUAUUAAGUCUCAUCGUCAUGAUCAUUACUGUAACUGCUGAUUAACAGUGACGUUACUUUAAAUUGUUCAAAUAAAAGUUAACGCUAAAACAAGAUAACUUGUGUUCGGAAUUGUCUUGUGUCGUCGGAAUUGUUUAUCAGCAGUAAUGCAAUUCCAUCGAACGUCACCGAGACCAUUUGAGCAGAAAGAUCGAUAUAAUCUUGAUGAGUUGAAUGCUAUGGGGGUAAAGAAAUAUACUUUAUGUCGGUUAUUUAUAUUGCGUUUCUUUCUCUCGAAUGAACGAACGAAUGGACACUUUUGUGUUUCCGUUCCAUCAAAAUCGGAACUCAUCAAAAUUAUACUGAUUCCAAUUUUAGUAAUAAAUUUUCAGAUCUCAUCGCGCGUCAAGUUUUCCCAUUUAAUCUCCAUCCUGUCCAUUGCACAUCCCAUUAUUAGCACAAUACUUUAAUUUUGCAUACUUGAAUUUUGAUCAAAACAUGGUAGUAAAAUAAUGAACAUUAAAAAGAACGAAAUCUUUAAAAGAACUUUAAGUAUUAUAUAAUAUGAUUCGCGGCAAUCUCGAUAUAAUUGAGAAAACGAAAGUCCUCCGAGGUUGUUUGUCGCUGAAAUUCUAUGCGCACAUGAAGAUAACUUUACGAGGAAAGAUCUUCAAGAAACAAGCGACAGAUUCAUCGGAUCGAUUAAUUCUAACGGCGAAAAAGAGAUGCGUUUCGCCAGCCGUAAAAUGCGUACGUGCAUGCGUAGCGGUAGUUACGCAUAUGCGACACAUGUGCAUGUGGAAUUGCCAUUACCUAUAUCGCUAUUCUUACCAACGCCAAUAUUUAUAACGAACGAAAACUACGGGGCUUACCUGUAAAAACGAGAGAAAUAAAAGGAUCGCGUGUGUGCGGGCGUGUCCAGAUUGUGUGAACACGCGCAAUUAUCUAUCCGAUAGAAACAGAAAACCCAAGAUAUUGUGCGUAUCUGUUGAAAAUCGCGCUCAUCUUCUCGCGUGUAUAGUAGGAAAGUACGAGGAGACUGGCGUAUAUACAUUUUAACGAGAAGAUAGCCCUACGCUGGCACAUCAAGUUCAGGCUGAUCCUGUCCGCUCUUACUGGUGCAUAUAGGGUGUCUCUGAAUUAUCGGCACACAUUUUAUAGAUAUAGAAAUAACACACAGAUUAAUAAGAAAUGAUUAUUUCAAU
Trachymyrmex cornetzi is the source of this 7049-nucleotide messenger RNA. RefSeq lists its product as uncharacterized. The record is from RefSeq and is a predicted model, not a curated record. Bases 369 to 5678 code for a protein of 1769 amino acids. Gene Ontology annotation, molecular function: protein binding. The transcript is spliced from 18 exons. NCBI's taxonomy places the organism in Eukaryota, Metazoa, Arthropoda, Insecta, Hymenoptera, Formicidae.